Acaulospora morrowiae is the source of this 249-nucleotide messenger RNA. The record is from the annotation of a GenBank genome assembly. NCBI's taxonomy places the organism in Eukaryota, Fungi, Glomeromycota, Glomeromycetes, Diversisporales, Acaulosporaceae.
AUGCGAAGUUUCGUAUACAAGUUUGUGCAUUUUGAUAGGCUACAAUUUCGUGCAUUCGGUAUAAAUUCAUGUACACAGGCAGUUGCUUUAUUGAUUAUCAUUCCUAAAACGAUAAUGGUGCGCGGAAACUCUCUCAUUGACGACUUAAAGCUUCUUAUCAAUAAUCCUCGAUAUAGUGAUAUAGAAAUUAGUUGCAAGGAUAAUUCUGUCCUUUAUGGUAACAGUGCAAUUCUUGCUGCUCGUUCCGAA